GAUGUGCUUGCGCUUUAGUGCUUCUGUUUGCUCUAUAAACCAAUAUUCAGCUCUCUUCUCAGCAGUAGGAGGUAUUUUUUCUAACAUACCUUCUUAUCCAGGGCACAAUACUGCCUUCUGGUUGUUAAAACAAACCAAAUAAUCAGGAUCAUCUUCACUAAUCUGCAGUAGUUUGGCGAUGUCUCGUCUGUUUAGGCUCUUUGCAUUUCUUUCUGGUUUCUGCUACAUUUUUGCUUCUCCAGACGUCUGCACCAACUCCCUCAUACCCGGAGCUAAAGGAGAUCAAGGUGAUGAUGGAGAGCAGGGAGAAGAGGGAAAGCUUGGGAAGAAUGGACCACCAGGAUUGGCAGGUGUGCCAGGUGAACCAGGUCUUAAAGGAGAAAUUGGUCCCACAGGAAAAAUGGGCCCGACUGGAGAGAAAGGUGACAAAGGUCUUAAAGGUUUUGAUGGACCAGUCGGGCUCAAAGGACAAACUGGUGCAACGUGUGACUGUGGGAGGUACAGGAAGGUGGUUGGACAGCUUGAUGAGAACGUAGGGAAGCUGAGGAACACUCUUAAGUUUGUGAAGAACGUUUUGCUGGGCUUGAAGGAGACAGAGGACAGAUAUUACCUGCUUGUGAAGGAGCCCAAGAAGUUCAGAAAGGCUUCCAUGAACUGCAAGCUAAGGGGAGGCACGCUGGCCAUGCCAAAAACUAACAACAUCAACCAGCUCAUGGCAGACUACAUCAAUCAGGCAGGGCUGACAAGGGUUUAUGUGGGAGUGCAGCCUCAGAGCAAAGACACAAAUGGAACUGGAAGUUAUAUUUAUGCAGACUCCACCCCUCUGCGGGAGUUUGCGGUUUGGAGCCAGGAAGAGCUGCUAUAUUCCACAUCAUCUCCAGCCACCAACGUCAGCUGCGUGGAGCUGCUCAACACUGGGACAUGGAAUAAAGUGGAGUGUGAAACUCCCCUGUUCUUCAUCUGUGAGUUCCCAAAGAGCAGGAGAAGAGGCAGAGGAGGAACGGCUGCUUCCACUUCAUAAUGACAUUUAAAAUUAAGGAAUAUCAAUAUAACUAGUUUGCUGUUUUUGUCCACAGAUACAGAAAGUGAUAGCAAAGAGUUGCCCUUGCUUAAAGCGGGAUUGAAAGAAGUGCUGAGACAAAUUCAGUCACUUUUAAUAACAUUAUCUGAAAUAUGCAAUUCAACAAAACAUUUACUUUAUUGUUAGACAGGAAAAUAUGCAUUUAGUAUGGGGAUUUCUUUUCAAAUGUCAUAAUUGUUAAUAGUUUUUAGUGCUGUUGUCAUGUUUUAAUUAUCUGUAAUUUACAUUAUGUCUGGCAUCACAAAAUAAGGGAUACAUUUAAUACAAACAUGGGUUGCCUUUCAACUAACUUUACUCAUACACUGCUUCAUUCACGAGCUGCUGUAUCCUGUUUAUGCUCCUGAGGGACAGCACAGCUACAACUAGAGGUUGGUCUUUAUUCCUGCUUUAAAAUCAAGUUUAACAGUAAAGCACAAGAUAACUGAGUUCAACAUAUGCAAGCAGAAAAAGGCAGUCUGUCAAAACCACCACAUCCAAAAAGGAAAUAAAAAGCUAAUUUAUCAAGUUUCAACACCUGACCCAUACCAUCCAAUGUAUAACAACAAUGACUGUUGUUGGUUGAUGAUGGCCAGGGGCUGUUAAUAACAAAAUCUAAGCAGCAUUCUGCUUCUACCAAGAUUUUACAGCAAGACCUGGACAAGUCUCACACACAUCAGCAGGUGGCCAGAACUGAUGGCAAGAUUUUGUCUUCUUCUGGGUUUUACUUUGUAAUGCACAGAUACAUAUAUUUGAAUAAUGAUAGCGUCACAUGAGUUGCAUGAGAAAUUUGUACAGUACUUUUAAAUAAGUGUCAUUGUAGAUCUUUGGAACCUUAAUAAUUGUAGUCAAAUAAAUAAAGCAGAGCCACUGUUUGACUUUAUUAAGGUGUCAAUAAAUUUGUACUCAGUUUUCUGCUA
Messenger RNA from Xiphophorus couchianus (Monterrey platyfish), 1977 nucleotides. It is a transcript of the gene colec10, whose product is annotated as collectin sub-family member 10 (C-type lectin). The record is from RefSeq and is a predicted model, not a curated record. The transcript has 7 exons. Gene Ontology annotation, molecular function: growth factor activity. NCBI's taxonomy places the organism in Eukaryota, Metazoa, Chordata, Actinopteri, Cyprinodontiformes, Poeciliidae. The coding region runs from base 179 to 1021 and encodes 280 amino acids. Gene Ontology annotation, biological process: ossification.